Dermatophagoides pteronyssinus (European house dust mite) is the source of this 3387-nucleotide messenger RNA. Its product is annotated as sodium/potassium-transporting ATPase subunit alpha-like. The record is from RefSeq and is a predicted model, not a curated record. NCBI's taxonomy places the organism in Eukaryota, Metazoa, Arthropoda, Arachnida, Sarcoptiformes, Pyroglyphidae. Gene Ontology annotation, molecular function: P-type sodium:potassium-exchanging transporter activity; ATP binding; ATP hydrolysis activity. Gene Ontology annotation, biological process: proton transmembrane transport; intracellular potassium ion homeostasis; intracellular sodium ion homeostasis. Gene Ontology annotation, cellular component: plasma membrane.
UUUGGCGUUUGAUUGAUGUGAUGACUUUAUUAUUCUAUCUUUGUUGAUUGAUUUUUGAAUCUUCUGCAAAAGAAAAAAUGGCCAAAAAGAUGAAUCCAUUCGACGAUGAUGAAAUCCAUGAAUUUGAUCAACAACAACAACCAACAACAUCGACAACAUUAUCAUCAAGACAACGUUCACGAUCAUCACCAAUACGAAAACGUGUUCGUAUUGAUGAUGGAUUGGAAAAUUCAUUAGUGAUCAAUGUAGAACGACCAGAACCAGAGCAAUUAGCCGAACAACAACAACAACAAUCAACAUCCCGAGCAAACAUUGAAAAAAAUUCAAAAAAUAAAAUAAUCGAUCAUCUUUUGACUGUUGAAGAAGUAAUGGAAAAAUAUCAAACAUCAUCGGUAAAUGGUUUAGAUGAACGUGAAGUAAUUCAACGUUUAGAAAGAGAUGGUCUGAAUACAUUUACACCACCAAAAUCCAAACCAUGGUAUCUUUUGUUUUUGAAAGAAAUGACCAGUGGUUUUGCAUUGUUACUUUGGUUUGCCGGUUUGGCUAGUUUUGUUUCAUUUUUUAUUGAACAUAAAAAAGAAGAUGCAUAUUUAGGUGGUGCAUUAAUAUUUACCGUAGUUAUGACCGGUUUAUUUUCCUAUUAUCAACAAAUGUCCAGUUCAAAAGUGUUUAAAUCAUUUAAACAAAUGACACCACAGAAUGCAUUCGUAUUACGUAAUGGUAGAAAACAAGAAAUACUUGCUGAACAAUUAGUUAUUGGUGAUAUUGUUUAUUGUAAUGCAGGUGAUCGUAUACCAGCUGAUAUACGUAUAAUACAUUCAGAUAGUAUGAAAAUUGAUAAUUCAUCAAUAACAGGUGAAUCAAAACCAUUACUACGUACAAUUGAACGAUCCGAUAAUGAAAAUCAAUCAUAUUUGGAAGCAACAAAUUUAGCAUUUUUUUCAACAAAUUGUACUGAUGGUAGUGGUAUUGGUAUUAUAAUUGCAACCGGUGAUAAUACAGUUAUUGGUGACCUGGCAUCAAUUGUAUCGAAUAUUGGUGAACAAACAACACCAAUCGCACGGGAAAUAUCAUUUUUUGUUAAUAUUAUAACAAUAAUAUCAUUAUUAAGUGGUGGUUUAUUUUUCGGCCUAACUAUUUAUUUUGGUCAAACAUUAUUUGCUGCAUUCAUAUUAAUGAUUGGUAUUACUGUUGGUAAUGUACCUGAAGGAUUGUUACCUGCAUUAACUGUUGUAUUAACAGUUGCUGCAAAACGUAUGGCAGCAAAAAAUUGUAUGGUAAAACAUUUAGAAGCAGUUGAAACAUUAGGUUCAACAUCAGUUAUAUGUACUGAUAAAACUGGUACAUUAACACAAAAUCGUAUGACAGUUGAACAUCUUUGGUUCGGUACAGAUAGUUAUGCUAAUCGUAAUGGAAUGCUAUGUUUGGAUGAAGAAGAAAAUGAACAAAUCAAACAACGAUUGGAUUGGUUGGCAUUAAAACGUUGUUCAAUGCUUUGUUCAAGAGCUGAAUUUCUUGAUGAUAAUCCUAUUAUAAAAAAUCGUAAAACAUUAGGUGAUGCAUCUGAAACAGCUAUUAUGAAAUUUUUAGAAGAAUCUAUUGGUUCAGUUGAACAAUAUCGACAAUUAUAUCCAAAAUUAGCUGAAAAACCAUUUAGUUCAUUGACAAAAUAUCAAUAUUCAAUACAUCGACGAAAUAAUCCAAAUACAGGAUUAUUUUCAAAUAAUUUUCUUGUUAUGAAAGGUGCACCAGAAAGAAUCCUGGAACAUUGUAAAUGGCGUGUAAAUGAUGAAGGUAAAACCGUACCAAUUGAUAAUAGUUUUAUAAUGAUGUUUGAAGAUGUAUAUCGUGAAUAUGGUACAAAUGGUGAACGUGUAUUAGCUUUUUGUGAUCGUGAAUAUACCCGAGAAGAAUUUGAUGAACAAUAUCAAUUUGAUGGAAAAAAUUUAGAUGAAAUUAUUGAAUUAGAAAAUUUACGAUUUCUUGGCCUUGUUUCAAUGAUUGAUCCACCAAGGCCAGAUGUUCGGAAUGCAGUUGAACUUUGUCGACAAGCCGGUAUACGUGUUGUAAUGAUAACAGGUGAUCAUCCAAUUACAGCACAAGCAAUUGCAAAAAUGUGUGGAAUAAUUUCGGCUGUACAUCGUGGUACAUCAAUUGCAUCAUUACGUAGUACAACAUCAAUGAUUAAUAAUCAAAGAUCAAUUGUUAUACCUGGUAAUGAAUUAGAAGAAAUGUCGGAUGAAGAUUUACGUUCAGUUCUGGAUUAUGGUGAAAUUGUUUUCGCCCGAACAUCACCAAAACAAAAAUUACGUGUUGUUGAACAAUUUCAAACUAUUGGUGAAAUUGUAGCCGUUACAGGUGAUGGUGUUAAUGAUUCAUUAGCAUUAAAAAAAGCUGAUAUUGGUAUUGCAAUGGGUAUCACUGGGUCGGAAGUAUCCAAACAAGCUGCUGAUAUGAUAUUAUUGGAUGAUAAUUUUGCAACAAUUGUUACCGGUAUUGAAGAAGGUAGACGUAUAUUUGAUAAUCUUAAAAAAACAAUAUCAUAUAUUUUAGCCGGUAAUGUAACAACAAUUUAUCCAUUCAUUUUAUAUGCUAUUAUUGGUAUACCAUUAGCUAUUUCAACACCAACAGCAUUAUUAAUUGCAUUAGGUACUGAUAUGGUACCUGCAAUAUCAUUAGCAUAUGAAAAAUGUGAAAAUGAUAUUAUGAAUAUUGGACCAAGAAAUUCAAAAAAAGAUCGUAUGGUUGAUAGUAAAUUAUUACAACGUGCAUAUUUAACAAUUGGUAUUAUGAUUAGUUCGGCUGCAUUUUUUUCCUAUUUUAUUUCAAUGUUUUUUAAUGGUUAUUCACCAUUAAUGUUAAUUGGUACACAACAUCGUUGGAAUAAUCAUAAUGAUACAUUACCACGUAUUGAUUUUCAUACUUCUUCCAGAUAUCAUUGGAAUUACAUUCAAACGACAUUCGAAGAACGAAAAUCAAUACAAAUCGAAGCUCAAAGUGCUUAUUUUGCCGGAAUAAUUGUUAUGCAAUGGAUGGAUGUUAUUGUUUGUAAAACAAGACGUGUAUCAAUUUUUCGACAUGGAAUGAGUAAUUGGGUACUUAAUUUUAGCAUCAUAUUUGAAACUGGACUAGCAGCAACAUUCAUCUAUACUCCUGUAUUGAAUCAAGUGAUGCAAACAAAUCCAGUUAAUUGGCCAAGUAUUGUAUGGGCAUUACCAUUUAUGUUUUUAAUGUUUCUGUAUGAAGAAUUUCGUAAAUGGAUUAUUCGUCGUUAUUCAUCAUCAUUUUUUGGUAAAGAAUUAUUGGCUUAAAAAACAAAAACAGCCAAACAGCAGCAGCAGAAACUUGGAAUUCAUUCAUUCAUAAUCAGACUUGAGCUAAUCAAAA